Molecule: messenger RNA, 702 nt
Organism: Mytilus trossulus (common blue mussel)
Lineage: Eukaryota; Metazoa; Mollusca; Bivalvia; Mytilida; Mytilidae
Product: UDP-galactopyranose mutase-like
Exons: 1
Coding region: 1-702 (233 amino acids)
Molecular function (GO): flavin adenine dinucleotide binding; UDP-galactopyranose mutase activity
Source: RefSeq, a predicted model, not a curated record
AUGGCCACAUCAAGGGUAGGUGAAACCUUGUAUGAAAAAAUAUUUAAGCAUUAUACAUUUAAACAAUGGGGGAGGUACCCAGAGGAAUUGGAUGCAUCAGUGUUAGCUAGAAUACCAGUAAGAAAUAAUUUUGAUGACCGUUACUUCAGUGACAAGUAUCAAGCACUUCCUACUGAUGGUUAUACAAAAUUUUUUGAAAAUAUCCUUGACCAUGGAAAUAUAACAGUACGCCUGUCAUGUGACUAUUUUGGCAUUGAUCCUUCUACUAUCUCCAACAGUACCAUUAUAUAUUCUGGACCUAUUGACGAUUUCUUCACAAAUGUUGGCUACCCUAAAUUAGAGUAUAGAUCCGUAAACUUUGAAAUUCAACGCUUGAAAAAUACUAAAUUCUUCCAGCCAUGUGCUCACGUUAAUCAUCCAGGUCCCGCAACUCCAUUUACCAGGAUAAUAGAAUACAAGCAUCUCCUCAAUCAAGAUUCGCCACACACCACGAUUAUCUCGGAGACAACAUGUAGCGACGGUGAUCCCUACUAUCCUGUUCCAAACAAAAGAAAUAUGGAACUGUAUGAACAAUAUAAAGCAUUAGCAGAAAAGGAGAGAAAUAUACAUUUUGUUGGACGACUAGCCAGUUAUAAAUAUUUUAAUAUGGAUCAAUCAAUUUUGAAUGCACUUGAGUAUUGUGACUCUAACUUUUCUAUAUAA